Molecule: messenger RNA, 1796 nt
Organism: Beta vulgaris subsp. vulgaris (sugar beet)
Lineage: Eukaryota; Viridiplantae; Streptophyta; Magnoliopsida; Caryophyllales; Amaranthaceae
Product: NAC domain-containing protein 21/22
Exons: 3
Coding region: 501-1466 (321 amino acids)
Biological process (GO): regulation of DNA-templated transcription
Molecular function (GO): DNA binding
Source: RefSeq, a predicted model, not a curated record
AUGGCCUAUAUGAGUACAAAACAUAAAUGAUUGACCACACCAAAGAGUUCCGUUAGGACCCUAACUCUUCACCAAAUUGGUAAAAAAAGGCGGAACAAUGAGAACAUAACCCACUCCUCCAUACCCAACUCCCCCUACUUAGCUUAGUUUCCUAGCACUGGUCGUCAGCAGGUUGGCAAGCAAUUGGCAAAAACCUCAUGUCAUCACCUCCAAAAUUUUCUUUUAUGAUCCCCUUUUAACACGGAAUUACUAGUUGACUUCACCCCUACACCCUCCUGCCCCCACCCCAACCCUAUUAUUCUGGUUUUAUUUAAACCACCCCAUAUGCUCUGGAAUCUCAUCAUCAUCAUCAUAUUAAUUUCCACCUACUUAUAUAUAAUUUCCCAUCAUUUUAAUCCUUCAGGCUUCACCCUAUUUCUUAUUUUUUGUUUCUAUAUAAGAAACAAGGAAAAACAAAAACAAAAAAAAAAAAGACAAGAGAAAAAAGUUAGAGGUGAAAAAUGAGUAGCCUAACCAUGGUGGAGGCUAAACUGCCACCAGGGUUUAGGUUCCAUCCAAGAGAUGAUGAGCUUGUUUGUGAUUAUUUGAUGAACAAAUGGAAUGGAUGUGAAUCUGCUUUGCUUAUCGAAGUUGACCUCAACAAGUGUGAACCUUGGGAUAUUCCUGAAACAGCCUGUGUAGGAGGUAAAGAAUGGUACUUUUACAACCAAAGGGACAGGAAAUAUGCAACGGGGCUAAGAACAAAUCGAGCAACAGCCUCAGGUUACUGGAAAGCCACCGGAAAAGAUAGGCCGGUGAUUCGAAGAGGAAGCCUCGUUGGAAUGAGAAAAACCUUGGUUUUCUACCAAGGGAGAGCACCCAAGGGCAAGAAAACUGACUGGGUUAUGCAUGAAUUUCGGGUUGAAGGUCUUUUUGCUCCUCCUAAAUAUAAUUCCACUUCCAAGAAGCAAGAAGAUUGGGUCCUUUGUCGGGUGUUCUAUAAGAGCCGAGAAGUAGGUUCAAAAACGGACGCAGAAAAUGAUGUCAAUUCAUUGGAUGAAACAAGCUCAUCAUCAUUACCACCUUUGAUGGACUCCUACAUAACUUUUGACCAAACUCAAUCAAAUAUUGUAGAUGCUUACCAGCAAGUGCCCUGCUUCUCCAUUUCCUCGUCAGCUAACCAAAACCAUGCUGAACCCUUACUAUAUGCCCAAAACUUUAACGUGCAUCCAAAUAAUGUAACCAAAAAUCAUCAAACUUCUACGAACACUUUUGCGAGUACAAUGAUACUAGAUGAUGCACCUGCUCAUAACCUAAGCCCAAUAUCAUGUGACAGAAAGGUGCUUGAAGCUGUCCUUACGCACCUCACCAAGAUGGAAACCUCCCCAAAUAUUAAUGGCUCACGAAGCCUAGGACAGGUUGCAAGCUCGUCUGAAAGUUAUUUGUCUGAUGUUGCCUUGCCACCUCACAUGUGGAACCAUUAUUAAUUAGUAUCUGUCUCGAGCUCAUUCAAAUAUAUACAUCGUUAACGCGACUAUUAAUUCGGGACUCAAGGACUAUUUUGGGAAAUGAAAUGGUGAAACUAUGAUGGUUUUGCAUAUUUAUUAUACAAUAUGUAAUUGAUAAUCAUUUUAGGCUUUGGGCUCUUUAUUUUUCCUUCAUGAGUCAAAUUAUCUUUAAACUUUAAUGGUUGAUGUAAGCAUUAUAUAGUUGUUUCAAUUGGGAAUAAGGAUAUUGUUAAAGUCCUGUUCAAAUUGAUUUGCUACGUGGUUAGAGUAAAACUAGAGUCCAAUGGUAAGCCUGAGUGCAAGCGCAAA